Molecule: messenger RNA, 3786 nt
Organism: Hymenoscyphus albidus
Lineage: Eukaryota; Fungi; Ascomycota; Leotiomycetes; Helotiales; Helotiaceae
Source: the annotation of a GenBank genome assembly
AUGGCUCGUCUUGCUGGAGAAUGAUUUCAAUUUUGCAUGGCCCCGAUGCGUCUCUUAUCAAUUCUCUGUUUGUUUCCUAGCUGCUGUGUGUCAAUAGCACAUCGAGGAGUGGCCAAAAAGGGAACUUCAUAGUGCCUCUGGUUUAUUUAAGCUUCUUCAGGUUGUUGCUUCCAAACGUUGUCUUGUUACACAAAUGGCGGGAAAGCCCGUUGUUCUCUCCGGAUAUCCCUAAUUAUAGGUUACAUCGCAUGCCAGACGGAUUCGGCCCCCGUGAUACUGUACUGUAAGCAAGGUUUCUGAUGGACUGUUUUGUACAAUUGUUUCAACCCCGCUCAAGGCGCAGCACAAGACGAAGCACCCCUUAUGGAAACAGUUCACGUAUAAUCCUGAGUUAGAAGAGCGUCAUUCUUUGUCGUUUAUUCUAGUGUUUCCUUCUUCGAAGACACAUCUCAUAAUACUUAAUCACAACCAUAGCGAUACCUCGGGUACCACACCACUACAUUUAUUCCUAUGAGCCUCUGAAAUCCCCAAGAGAAUUCCGCUUGAUUAAAUUUCGCGACUUUCUUCACGGCGAAGAUUGUUCGCUCCAUAUUUUCGAUAUCGACGACCCCGAGCGUCCCACGUUUUCUGCGUUCAGUUACACCUGGGGAGUGCCAUUGAGCACCUCAAAAUCCAAAGAUGAUUAUGGACCCGAUAGUUCGAAGAUAUUAAUACUCGACACCGAGUCUGAUCCCAAGCAAAUUGGAGUACUCAAGAAUCUGUAUGAGGGGCUUGCGCAAUUGUCCAAAAGCAACCGGCCGGAAUGGCUCUGGGUGGAUGCUAUCUGUAUCAACCAAGAAGACAACGAGGAAAGAUGUUUGCAAGUGACUUUGAUGGGGGCUGUUUACAGUUAUUGUCAGCAAGUAAUUGUAUGGCUGGGCAAGGACGAAAGCGAUCUGAAGGACUUCAAGUUUCUCCACGAAACAUUUCUACCGAUCCUAUGGGAAUACGGCCAGGCAAAUGGUCUUGAAAAGAUUCUGAAAGCUAAUUGGACGUUGGAUAAUGUCAAAGAAAGACUCAAACUGGACACAGAGAAGUAUUGGAAGAGCUAUGCGAAGUUUUACGAUGAGCGACGCUGGUUUUCUCGCGCUUGGGUUCUUCAAGAGCUAACACUAGCCCAAAAAGUUGUGGUUCUCGCAGGGAAGUCGCGGCUUGAUUGGGAUGAUAUGUCUACUCUGGCAAACAUCAUAUCAUUGAAUGGCUUAGGUUUGCUUCUUCAAAAGUCUCUGCCCCAAUCAAAACGUGGUAGUCGGCAGAUAAUUGGAUUUGGGUGUCUUCGACUUCAUACAUUUCGCCAAUUGUACCACCAAUUAGCAAUGCCUGAGUCCUUUACACCGGCAUCGAGGUCUUCCACGUGGAAGAGCGUAGAGUCAACUGAUUCAACUAUAUCAACUACAUCAACUACAGAAAGCGUAUCAUCGUCUACAAUCUCAGAGUUAAUUCCCAAAAAGGGGCGCAAGCUGGCUAGGUCGCUUCGAGAGCAGUCGAAAGCACACAUCCCCCAAAUUACUAAAGUCUUCGCUUCUUCUAGAUCCCCUAGGCUCAAUUCUUGGGGUUCUGUUAAGAAUUGGAGUACUGCGAUGAAGUCAAAAUUUUCUUAUGUUUACAGUUCUGGCUUGAGUGGACGGCGAGCAGAUGCUACUGGUUUCAGCCAAUGGACAACUGCCCUGAUUGAUAAUCUGAUCCCUAAUGAUAAUCCGAAAGAUCGAUGGAACACUGUCUUUCUUUGUUGCGUUCAGUGGGUUCGGUACUUUGAAGCGACGAAGCUGCAUGACAAGAUCUAUGGGAUUCUCGGCAGUAAGAAAGACCCGUUCCCUUUACUAUCCCAUCCAAGUGCACCUUCUUUCAUGCAUGACACUCUUUGGGAAUAUAAGUCUAAUCUUUCCCAGUCAUCGAUAUGCUACGACCGGCACAUAUUCCUCCACCAAUAUAUCCUGAUUACAAUAGAUCAGUCGAGGAAAUCUACACUGACAUUGCUUACUACUUUGUCGAGAAUUUGCCUCACUUAACCAUACUCAGUUGUGUCCAAGACAGACAUGCUCGUCAACUUAAAAGUCUUCCAUCCUGGGUUCCGGAUUUCGCAUCCCUCUCAAACGAAGACUUAUCUUUCACAUCCACAGCGAAUUGGAACGCUUCAAGGGCUGGAAUAGUGCAAUCUUACCCCCGGAAAAUAGUAAAGUCAACGUUAGCGCUGCGCGGCUCAUGCUUUGAUGUCAUUGAUGACACUGUCUCGGUAUUCGCCCCUCAAAACUGGGCAGGGGAUGGCUCUCGACUUCCAGACGGCUCGAUCAUGUCAGUUCAUAUUCUGGGCCAUUUUGAGAAAAUCAUCAGAUUCGCAUGUGAAACGAAACCUUGGCCAUAUAAAGUAUCACGCCUAGAAGUGCUGGUCGCUACUUUGGUAGCCGGUCAGUUGUCAGCUAUAUCACUCAAGGACACGGGAGAGUCUCACGAUGAAGAACAGAAUUCAUACUUUCCAUCCUUUCUUCCAGCGAGUCCGAAACAGCUGCCUACUACUGAAGACACUGGACUUGGAAUAGAUCUAACUUCGUUAUCGCUAUCUCCAGAAUGGAAAGCAAGCCCACACAGAAGGGGAACCUCUGAUGUCUCGUCAAUCUCGCCUUCAGAAACCCAACCCAUACGAUCCAAGUCGACAUCUCUCGGGAAUUCCUCAACCAUAGUUGCCAGUCCGGAACCAUUAGCUCAGGAAGAUUUUAGUAGUGAAAUGAGACCGAGUAAAUCUUUUCCUCCAACACCAAAGCACAAACAUUCCCUCAACGCAAUUGAGAGAUUUCCGUACGCGAAAGGAGUGUUCCAGUUUCGGAUGUGGGUUUUGUGUAUGCUCAUUGCAGGCAGUUUCAGCGAAGAGACCGAACCAAUGGUAGAUUCCUGUCUUGGAGCCAUCUCACAGUUAACAUUUCUUUGCCCCCCAGAAAUCGGGCAUUUGCCGACACGAGCGGAAGUUGCUGCUGCCUCUGGCUCAGCGAAAGGCAACAAAACUAUGCAAACUAUGUUUCAAGGGAUGGAAGGUGCCACGGGAGUUGGUGAUUUUGCGGAUGGACAGUUCUCCGAGUUUGAUGUGAGAUGGAGUAAAACACAAGGGUCACAAAAGAUGUACCGAACGAAAAGAGGGUAUUAUGGAAUGGGUCCUGUGUCCUUGGAAAAGGGUGAUGAGGUUUGGGUUAUUUGUGAUGCGAGGGUUCCUUUUGUUUUGAGACCUUCAGUUGCUGUGGAGGGCGCUUUUGAGUUGAUUGGAGAAACUUACCUGCAUGGUUGUAUGCAUGGGGAAAUGAUGACCCCUGAUCAGCUGGAAAGUAUUGGACCUGUGUCCUUGGUGUGAGAAAGAUCGCUUAGUGCAUAAUAUUUACGUUGGAGGCCCCUCAGAUAUUCGCCUCCCUCCCUUUGCUUUGAAGGUUGGCCAGGCAGAGGACCAGUUUAAUGGGUACUUCUUGACGAACAUUGAUUAUGAAGUCACUGUCUACAUAUGGUGGCUAUGAGAUAUAUGAAAGCUACGCUAUCAGGAUGAGUUGAGAUAAAAGCCGAACUCUGACCGAACUGGUGGUGUCUGUCUACAAGAUAGGAUUGGUCUGAGAAUGAGUAAGUUGACAAAUUUGAUAUCCACAUCUGCGACAUACCGCAUCGAGUGUAUCUCGCGUCACCUCAUCCUUCCUAGAACAAGCAUUUUCUGCAUCGAAAGAUCUGCAGCCCUUCGAAAGAAGCUUUAUUUCAAGGCUUAGCCUAUAACCCCAG